AUGGGUGAUAUGAAUAUCUCUGUACCCUACCAAUUGCGUCUCACGAUGGUCGACGGUAAAAAUAUCAAUGCAUUGACGGAUACGAAAUCUCCCCAGACAUGUUACAUCUGCAAGCGCACACAGAAGCAACGCAGAGCGAGUUCUGUGCUCCCACCCGAUGUGAUCGAGAACUACAGAUUCGGUCUGUCAACGGUCCACGCUUGGAUACGAGUCUUCGAGUUCCUCCUCCAUGUGGCGUACAGGUUGGAACUACAGAAUAAGAGGCUUAAUAAGAGAGAGCAAGGAGAAGUAAAAGCAAGGAAGAGGGAGAUCCAGGAGCAGUUCAAAGCCAGACUUUCUCCCCGAGUAGAUCAACCCAGGCAAGGCUUCGGAAAUACGAACGAUGAGAACACCGCCCGACGUUUCUUCGAGAAGUCAGCAGAAAGCGCGUCCAUCUUGGGACUCGAUGAGGGCGUCAUAAAACGAUUCAGGGUUAUUCUCAAGACCCUCUCAUCUAAAUUCGACAUAGAUGUCGACAACUUCGGAGAGUACGCCCGGGAAACAAAAGAAGUCGUGCAGGAUCGUUACGGAUGGUUCGGGCUAACUCCGACCCUUCAUAAGAUCUUGGAUCACGGAGGGAAUGUCAUCCGAAACCGACCUGUACCGAUUGGCGUUCUGACAGAAGAGGCUCAAGAAGCGCGACACAAAGAGUGUCGCUAUUUUCGUCUGAACAACGCGAGAAAGACUUCGAGAGAAGAAAACGUCUUCGAUCUCUACUCGAUGUUGAUGAUAUUGUCUGAUCCACUCGUGAAUUCGUUUCGUGACGUUGUGGAAACAAAAGGGAGAUCCGUAGACGAGGAAGUUACAGACUUGUUGCUGAGUGGGAGCUCUCGCGAUAUUCGAUGUCACCCGGAAGAAUCAGAGCAGCAUUCGGACUCUGAGUACUCCGAUGCAGACUCAGCAGACUCGAGGCAAGACGCGAUUGAUUCGAGCUGUGAAG
Galendromus occidentalis (western predatory mite) is the source of this 979-nucleotide messenger RNA. RefSeq lists its product as uncharacterized. The transcript has a single exon. NCBI's taxonomy places the organism in Eukaryota, Metazoa, Arthropoda, Arachnida, Mesostigmata, Phytoseiidae. The annotation marks the transcript as partial. The record is from RefSeq and is a predicted model, not a curated record.